This is a messenger RNA of Vanessa atalanta (red admiral), 3430 nucleotides long. It is a transcript of the gene TM9SF3, whose product is annotated as transmembrane 9 superfamily member 3. Gene Ontology annotation, biological process: protein localization to membrane. The record is from RefSeq and is a predicted model, not a curated record. The coding region runs from base 67 to 1794 and encodes 575 amino acids. Gene Ontology annotation, cellular component: membrane. Lineage: Eukaryota; Metazoa; Arthropoda; Insecta; Lepidoptera; Nymphalidae. The transcript has a single exon.
CGGCUUAUAACUUACGUGUUAUGUUUAUCGUUUUAUUUAUAAAACCAUCUAUUCCGCCAACUUAAAAUGAAAAUUCUAUACAUUUUAUUUAUUUUGUGGCAUAUUGCUUACUGCGAUGAGCAUACACAUACAUAUAAGGAUGGAGAACAAGUGGUACUAUGGAUGAACACCGUAGGCCCAUACCACAAUCGCCAAGAAACGUACGCAUAUUUUUCCCUUCCUUUCUGUGCGGGCACAAAAGUAACCAUUGGUCAUUACCAUGAGACAUUAUCAGAAGCUCUUCAAGGCGUUGAAUUAGAACUAAGUGGCUUAGACAUUACCUUCAAAGAUAAUGUACCAGCGCAACAAUUUUGUGCUAUUGAACUCGACGAACAGUCCUUUAAAGCAUUGGUGUAUGCCGUUAAAAAUCACUACUGGUACCAAAUGUAUGUCGAUGACCUUCCAAUAUGGGGUAUUGUUGGAGAAAUAGAUGGUGAUAAUCACUACAUUUGGACCCACAAAAAAUUCGAUAUUGGAUAUAAUGGAAAUAGGAUUGUGGAAGUGAACCUCACAGCCGAAAAUAAAGAACGACUAGUGCUUAAUGCAAAAAUUCCUUUCACUUAUGAAGUUAAUUGGAAGAAGAGCAACAUUAGAUUUGAAGACAGGUUUGAUAAAUAUCUGGAUCCUAACUUUUUUCAACACAGGAUUCAUUGGUUUAGUAUCUUCAACAGUUUUAUGAUGGUUAUAUUUUUAGUAGGUCUCGUAUCAAUGAUUCUUAUGAGAACACUGCGUAAAGAUUAUGCAAGGUACUCAAAAGAUGAUGAUCUUGAUGACUUAGAAAAAGAUUUAGGUGAUGAGUAUGGUUGGAAGCAGGUGCACGGAGAUGUGUUUAGGCCUGUUCCACAUUUGGCCUUAUUUUCUGCCCUUGUGGGAGUUGGACAUCAGCUUACUGUAGUGACAUUAGCUGUUAUUAUUUUUACUAUUUUUGGGGAGCUCUAUACUGAAAGAGGUUCUUUGCUAUCAACGGCUAUUUUCAUAUAUGCUGCUACUUCCCCUAUCAAUGGCUACUUUGGUGGGUCUUUGUAUGCUAGAAUGGGUGGAAGAUUAUGGAUCAAACAGAUGCUGCUCUCUGCAUUUUUGUUACCUGUACUAGUAUGUGGUACAGCUUUCUUUAUAAAUUUCAUUGCUAUGUACUACCAUGCAUCGAGAGCCAUACCUUUUGGUAGUAUGAUUGCAGUAAUGUCAAUUUGCACUUUUGUGAUCUUACCUCUCACCUUAGUUGGAACAGUCCUUGGACGUAAUCUGGCAGGUCAGCCUGACUAUCCUUGCCGCAUCAAUGCUGUCCCUAGACCAAUUCCAGAAAAAAAAUGGUUUAUGGAACCUUUUAUAAUAAUCAUAAUGGGUGGUAUUUUACCCUUUGGUUCCAUAUUCAUUGAGAUGUACUUUAUCUUCACAUCAUUUUGGGCAUAUAAAAUUUAUUAUGUAUAUGGUUUCAUGUUAUUGGUCUUUUUAAUUCUCAUGAUUGUGACUGUAUGUGUAACAAUUGUUUGUACUUACUUCCUGUUGAAUGCAGAAGAUUAUCGCUGGCAAUGGACAAGUUUUCUUUCGGCUGGUAGUACUGCACUGUAUGUUUAUCUGUAUUCAUUUUACUAUUUCAUAUUUAAAACCAAAAUGUAUGGGCUAUUUCAAACAACUUUCUACUUUGGCUACAUGGCUUUGUUCAGUUUGACUUUGGGAAUAAUUUGUGGUACAGUUGGAUAUAUAGGAACAAGUAUAUUUGUUAGAAAAAUAUAUUCAACUGUUAAAAUUGACUGAAUAUCAGAAACUAUCAAAAUUAAUAUUUAUAUUCUCAUGUGGUUUUGUCAAAAUGUGCUGCUAGGCUAAGUGGUGAUAACCAACAAAAGGUUCAAUGAAACCAUUAAUAUAUAUUACAGCCAUACUGUUUGAAGGCAAACACAUUCCUUGGACAUUUUUAUUGUUUCCAAAUGUAGUUUUUGGGACAAUAAAAAAAUGUUUUUCAAUUAACAAUUCUCUCUUAAUUGUUGUGGUUAUGAGUUAUUUGAGAUUAAAAUAAAUGUAAGCCUUGUUUUUUUUUCAUUAUUUCCUAGAAUUACAACAAGAAUUACAAAUGCUAUAAAGAAAUAUUAAGGAAAGACACUGUUUCAUAAAGUUAUCUUAUUAAUUGUUUUAGUUUGUUAAUUUUCCAUAUUAUGCCUUAUACUACUCUAUCAUAUAAGUUUGUAAAUAUAAAAGUUAAUCAAAUUCCUAAUAUAGAAAUUUAGCCGUAUGUAUCGUGUUUAUGGUGUUCAUCUUUAUCAUUAUUACAUGCUUAUAAAAGUCUAAAAUCACUACCUAGAAUGCUAUUACUGUUCAUUGCUAAUUCAGUGUUGUUAAAGUUUUAGAAUAAUAAUCCUAGGUAUGUGAUCAUUUUGUAAUUAAUAACUAGAGUAAUUUUACUUAUGUAAAUAUUUACUAGAAAUAGAGUUUGAACUCAAAUCUUUAUAAUGCAUUAUUUUGUAUUUAAUUUGUGCGGUAAGAUGGAAGAAUCUAUAGUUGUGUAUGCCAUCCAACAUUAAUGUAUCUUAUUGAUUAUUAUCCCAAAUAAAGUUGACAUGUACAUGAAAUAAACCCAGUUUCAUUAAUAUAUUUAAAUUAUGAUAUCUAAUUACGGAUACAGUAUGCUAUGGUAUCAGGAAUUAUUACAAUGAGAAGAGCUUUUUUAAUUAUAAUAGUCAGUUAAUGGAAAUAUGUAAUUAAAAUUGCAUGAAACUUAUUUAUUUAGAGUACUUGACUUUGUAACAAUAAUCUACUUGAAGCAAUAACACUGAAUUUAAAAUUUAGGACAUCAUAGAUCUAAAUAAAAAAUAAUUGUAUGUUGAAUAGUAUGCCAUAACUAAUUAUAUAUAGGCAUUAAUCUACUGGGCCUUUACUAAAUCAAUGUUAAAAUUAGAAUUAUAUAUCUUUUGGACAUUUUUUGGAUAAACACUUUUUUUUUUUAAUUUGUUAUUUAUGCUUAUUCAUCACUUAACUCUUUUAAUCAAUCUUGAAUGUUAGAUUUAAAAUGAAUUAAUAACUCAAACAUAACUACAUAUUAUAUACCAGCAACUAGCCACAAGAAAUUAUUAUAAAAAAAGUAUAUUAAGUGCUUAUAUAAAGUAAGCAUGAAUAUGGAUGAUUCUGAUUGUAUUAUUUAUAGUAUAAUUGUUAAGCAUAUGUAUUAUGAAUGUAUGUAUGUAUUUUUAAAAUGUAUUAAACAUUUAUUUAUUUUACCUGUUUCCCAAUUGUUCUUCUGGCUACAUUUUGGCUGCAAGAGAUCAUUAUCUCUUCUUUUGCAAAACAGCCACCCGUUGUACAACCAAAUAUCGGCAUUUGGUAUUGUGCUUUAUUUUAAUUUUGUUAAUUGAAGAAUUGAAUAAAUAAUUAUCACACGAUCAAGUUGAUCGUAACAAUA